AUGUCGGAUAUACUGUGCAGGUGGCUGAACGAGGAGCUCCGGCUGUCAAAAGCUGUUGAUCCAAAGACCUUUGCCAGGGAUUUCUCCAGUGGUUACCUCAUUGGGGAGGUUCUGCAUAAAUAUCAGUUGCAGAAUGAUUUCAGUAUGUUUAUGAAGAAAGACACCUCCAUCUCCAGACUGAGUAAUUUUACCCGCGUUGAGCCGACUCUCCGGUUGCUGGGGAUCUCCUUCGACAUAAACGCAGCCCAGGAACUGAUGCAGGAGAAGCAGGGUGUUGCCACGCGCCUCCUUUACCAACUAUACAUCUCGCUUGAGAAGAAGAAGAAGGCAGAAAUCAGCGGCACGUUGAUGGAAAUCAUGCAGCCUGCAGCCAAUUUUGGCCCGCACAAAAAAGAGCAUGAGAUCUACUCUGAUGUAACUAUUCACAUUAUAAUUCAACACAACGCCAAUAUCUACAAAAUCAUGCGUUUCUUACUGUCUUUUCUUUUACAGCAACUGAACGACAGGCUUGUGAUGACCCUUCCCAUUCAACAAAAGAGACAACUCAGAGUCCAGGAUGAGAAGAGACUGAAGAAUAUCGAGAAGCUGCGGGUGUGUCGUCAGAAGCAAAAUGACAUCAGGACUUUUAACCAGGCCACCAUUGUCCAGGUGCCCAAGCCACCUCCCUACACUUCACAGCUCCACCUAAAGAGGAGGCAACAGCAGCAGCAACUCAGAGAACAACAAGUGCAGACAGUCCAGACUGAAAUAGCCACGUUUGAGACAAGGAGGAAACUGCUUCCUUAUGGUUUAGCUUCCUUAUCAGGUGGUCAGCCGCCCUCUGGAGAUUUCCCCAGAGGUGGCCUCAGCCAAGGCUUUGAGGUCCCAGGAAGUGGAGCGAAGCUGACAUUACAAUCUAAUAGCAAGUAUCUACAGGAUAUCCAACAGAGGCUGGAGGAGAAAGCAGUAGCUCGCGAGCAGAAGGACAAAAGACAAAACAGAUUCCUGGUGGAGCAGCUCAAGGCCCAAGAAGCUCAAGAGGAGGCACAGCGGGAGGAGCAGCUGGUGAAGCGUCUGACACGUCAGACUCAGCAGGAGCAGCGUUUGGCGUCACAGCUCCUCCAGGUUCGCGUGCAGAAGGACGUGGUCCGGAAGAACCGCCUGUUCAGAGAGCAGCAGUACCAGCAGCGGAGAGAGAGGGACUUCCAGGAAGCUCUGGAGAGGGAGGCGGCUCUGGCUCAGCAGGCUAAGCUGGACCGUGCCGAGGAGAUCAGAAAGGAGCUUGAAUUCUGUAACAGGAUUGCUGCUGAGCGAGCUCAGGGCAGAUUCAAGAAGCACCGUCAGACCUGCAAGGACAUUUUGGAGCAGAUAGUGGACUUGGCCACCAAAGUUGGAGAAUAUCGACUGCACACUGGGAAUCUGAUUCCAGAGAAGCCGAUGAGAGAGUGGAAGGAAUUGCUGUUCAGUGGCCUGCCUCUCUAUGAGUCCGUGAAGUGUCAGCAGCCAGGGUUUGGGUUCUCUGCCCCACUAGACCCCGUAGAGCUUAAGAAGCAGGAGAUACUCAAAAACCAGGACUAUGAGGACUACACUAAUAUGGUAGGUGAGUGGGCGUGGCCAGAGGAAGCCAGGGAGACCAAAUUGCCGCUGACCAACAACAACAUUCUUGGACAUGUUGUCCUGCGACUGAGGAACAUUGUUCAUCCACCCAUCGUGGAACCCUCUCCGCCCUCAUUUCCUCACUUUACCAUCAAGGCCUGUGUCCUGGGCAAGUUCUGCUCGGGGAAGACCACCUGCCUGGCCAAGCUCACUCCAGCCCAUGGCAUAUAUGUCUUAUCAGCUGACUCACUGAUCCAGGAGGCACUGAAUGCUUACCAAAAUGGAGAGGAGGAUGUGCAGGUCACAGAGCAGCAGGGAGAGAAAGACAGCGAACUACUGCUCACAUCCUCCACAUCGCUGAAGCCUGAUCUUGACACUCAAGAGGAAAGCAGAGACAGCAAUGCAAGACUUUCUAUCCGGGCCAUGCAGGGAGCAGCUGCAGAGAAAGUGGUGAGGGAAGGCAACGCCAUCCCUAAUGAGCUGUUGGUGGACAUCAUGCUAGAGGCUAUCAGGCAGGUUCCAGCUCAGUCAGGUUGGAUCUUGGAUGGCUUUCCAGUGGACAUCACUCAGGUCUACGUGCUGGAGAAAGCCCUGGGUGGCUCUGUAGAUGGAGGGGAUGGCGUUGUAAGCAGCAGGACAGAGCUCGCUGCUGAUCCUCAUCCACCCAAACCGACACCACCCCCGCCUCCUGCACUGGACCUGGCUCUGCUGCUGGAUGUCCCCGAUGAGUGUGUGAUCAGGCGUGCGUUCAGUCAGCCAGAGACAGAUACUGCUGCUGCUACAACCCCCCAUCCCACAGAUAAGAACUUGUAUAUGGCGCAAAUUCCACACAGGAUCACAGCUUUUCAGGACACCUGGCCAAAACUAGAGAAAUGGUUUGGAGAAAGGCAAAACAUUUUGGUCCGUGUUGACGCAGAUGUGGACGAGGAGGAGCUUCACAAAAGGGUGGAGUCCGUCCUGCAGCGAGUUAUGAUGCAAACACAGGAGGCUCUCGCCGCUCCUCCUGGUGACGAUGUAGUGUUGGACAGUGGGAAAGCUCCGGACUCCUCCUGUUCAGCUACACCUCCACCUGUAGACCAAGCUCACGCAGAGUCCUAUAUCAGCAUUGAUGAAGAAAAAGCCCAAAGUGUGAAGUCACUGUCCAAAUCCAACACACACUCCCCACAAGGGCCAUCUAGGAAGGUUUCAACUUCCUCAGUGACCACUGAGGACUCUCAGGGAGUCCCACCAAAGUCUGCCUCUCCCUGUCCAGGUUCAUCCAGCUGGGUCUACGUGGAUGAACCCCUCCCUCCAGAGCUGCCAGAGUACCUGUGCCACCAUUGGGACACGGUGUGCGAUUCUUACGUGAACAACUUAAAGACGACGAUGUAUCAGCUGAGCUCACAAACGUCUGUGAUUCACCUUCACCUAUUCAACAUCAGAGAGGACUACAAGCGUUACUUGGGGCGUCCAGACUUGAAGCAGGAGUUAGUGUCUCAUUGGCAGAAGGACUUCAACAGCAUCCCUGAUGACAUUAGAGAAGAUGAGGAUACCAAAGCAGAGCUACAUCUGAGGCUGGACGAACUGCGCGAACGUCUGUGGGACAUUAGUGACAAGCGUAAGGAGGAGGACGAGAAAGAGAGGGCGAGGCUCAUGGGGGACGGCUGGUUGGAGGAACACACCGCCGUCCUCAUUAACCACCACUCUGUACUCAUGCAGGUAGAGUUGGACCGUUUCAUGGACACGUUCCGUAUUCUCAAGGUCUACUAUUUGGGCAUGUACGAAGAGGUGCUGCCUGAGCUUCCCUCCCAGUUGGAUUUUAUCCCCCUGCUGGACCAAAUAGACGCUAAGCAGAGAGGCAAGAGCACUGAGCCAGUGGGCACAAGUGUGUCUCGUCAGAUGGACUACGGAGAGGACAAGAAGAAGACUAAACUACGUCCUGACUCCAAGACGAAACACCGGGGUCACGCAGAAUCUGUCAAAAUACCCCAUGAGAAACUGAUCUCCGACUAUGAAGAGGCACUCACAGCAAUCAGACAAUUGGUAUCAGCAGAAGCCCACCAGGGGGAGGCGAAAGAGCAGAAGGAGAAGGCGAAGACUGUCGGAGACAAAAUACAUAAAGAAUAUGCAGCCGCACUGGAUCAUGAGGGGAAUGCGGUAAAGGCGCGCAUAGCGCUGGUGAAGGGUCAUGGUCUGGUGAUGGUGCAGUCCCUGCAGAGCAGAGCAGCACAGACAUUGAGCAGCAUGGAGACGUGGUUAGAAGCACACAAUGUCGCAGUAAUGAAGAGUAUUGAGCAACUGUCAGAAGUGGUCGGCCACCACAUAGAGGCAGGUGCUAAGUUGCAGAACAAGCUGGUGAUGGAAGGCAUUGACUUCUACUUGAAUGGAGACUGCCACAUGGUGGCCAGCCUGGCUCCCCGUCCACCUUCUCUAGAGAAACCCACAAGGUCCACGCCGACCGUCACUCAGCUCGAGUCACUGCAGCGACAGCUGUGCAACGUAGCUCCAUCAGGCCUCAUGUCCAGUUCUUAUUUCCUUGGGUUGCUCAUGGAUAUCAUCUCUGUGAACAUGGGCAGAGACACCUUGCCCGAGCCCUGGAACAACAAGAAUGAAACACAGUUGUUGGAGAUUUUAUCCCUCCUGAUUGACGUCUAUGACUUGAUAGACUGGCGUCAGUUUCUGCUGAGCGCUGCCCUCCCUUGGCCGGUUCCCUCCUUAUCACAGCUGCUGGUCGUGCUCCAACGUUUCAAGGCAGCAGAUACUGGCAACACAGGCUAUGUUAACGAGGACCAGUACCUACAGACAGAGUUGUGGUUUUCCAAUGAGAGUGUCCAGCCCGUCCCAGAUGACCCCUCUGAGCCUCUGCCUUAUGACCGCCUGGCUAACCUACGCAAGUUCUUUUUCCAGUUGUUUGCGGACCGCUCCUCUUUCUCUCCCCCUCGACUGGACUAUGUGUGCAUGCUGCAGUACUUUGCGGCCGACCCUAACCCCAGACAGGGCUUCAUCAGAGCACUCAGUGUGGUGCUGGGACAACAUCUCAAGGACUCCUCCCCGGGCCAUCUUGUCAAGUCUAUGCCCAGUAUUGAAGAGGCUGCCGAGCUCAUCUCCUCGAACCUCGAUGGAGACGACAAGGAAGAAGACACUCCGUGUGCAUGGAGCGGCUCGUUGGGGGAGCAGGAGGUGUCCGUCAAUGCUCUCCUUGCUGUCAUCUGCCACAAAGUCACCCAGCUGAGAGACGGCAGCCCUCUUCCUCCAGGCUGCCUGAGUCAGGAGGAGCACACUGAGCAACUGGUGCGUGUGUUCAGAGAGCUGGGCUACGAGCCCGGGGACUGCGCCCCCUUCUCCGCCCUGUCUCGGCAUCCUUUCAUCCAGCGCCUGAUGGAGACUUCCACACAGUACCAGCUUGUAAACAUCCAUGGAGUGCUACUGUCCCAUCAGGAUGAGAUCCCUGAAGGAUAAUAUACAUACAAGUGUUCUCAUUACUCAGAGUGUUUGCUG
Cyclopterus lumpus (lumpfish) is the source of this 5052-nucleotide messenger RNA. RefSeq names its product sperm flagellar 2 (gene spef2). Gene Ontology annotation, biological process: sperm axoneme assembly. Gene Ontology annotation, molecular function: protein binding. Gene Ontology annotation, cellular component: manchette; sperm midpiece. Lineage: Eukaryota; Metazoa; Chordata; Actinopteri; Perciformes; Cyclopteridae. The record is from RefSeq and is a predicted model, not a curated record.